GCCUGUAUCGCGCGAUGGCACGCGUCUUGUACUCCCACUAUGUUCCUUUUAUGACUGUAUCCUACCACCUGAGCUUGUACUCCUGUACCCUAAGCUGCUUUGCAAUUGCUUGUCUCGUCUCAAGUCUCGAGCUUCAACUCGCUCCUCAAGAUUACCCGUCAACGGCAGGUAUUUCUACCGAGCUCCGAGCGGAGGAUGCUGAAUUGAUGGAAUCGAGAUCAGGGUCCAGUCCCAUCACACGCCACAGCGGCGAUCACACCUGCCUCGUGCAUCUCAUUACAGCACCUGGCUUCCUUCCAUACCUCUACAGCUUUAUCCUCUACUUCCUCCUGCUUGCUACACUUCCUGGCUACGUUGCUGCUUGCUCUCGGCGACUGCAGACCUGUGGUUACUAUCAGUAAACCUCGUUGAUCAAUAGCAACACCGGGACACCUUUGAGAGCGACGGAGGCGAGCGCGCGACAUGCGGGAGUGGCUGGGCAAGCACUGAAGAGACCCGAG
Messenger RNA from Schizophyllum commune H4-8, 500 nucleotides. RefSeq lists its product as uncharacterized. The record is from RefSeq and is a predicted model, not a curated record. Bases 15 to 401 code for a protein of 128 amino acids. The transcript has 3 exons. Lineage: Eukaryota; Fungi; Basidiomycota; Agaricomycetes; Agaricales; Schizophyllaceae.